AUGGCCAAUAAGAGAAUAAUGGGUCCCUCCAGAUAUAAGGUGGGCACCAUGGAUGACAAGUACCACUGCCACCACUGCAAGGAAUCCUUGCAGGGGAAGAAGUAUGUGGAGAAGGAAAACCAGUCCUACUGCGUGAAGUGCUUCGACAAGUUCUGUGCCAACAUCUGCGUGGAAUGCCACCUGCCCAUCGGCGCGGACUCUAAGGAAGUGCACUACAAGAGCUGCUUCUGGCACCACACCUGCUUCCGUUGUUCCAAGUGUUCGCAAACCUUGGCCUCGGAGAGCUUUAUGGCCAAGGACAACAAGAUCCUGUGCAACGACUGUGCCGCUAGUACCGAGGAAUCCCCCAAGUGCAAAGGGUGCUCCAAGCCCUUUGUGGCCGGAGACCAGAACAUGGAGUACAAGGGCGCUUACUGGCACAAAGACUGCUUCCUCUGCAGCAACUGCAAGAAAAUCAUCGGCACCGACAGCUUCUUCGCGAAAGGGGAAGAGAUGUACUGCGCCGCUUGUCAUACGGCCAAGUUUUCCAAGCAGUGCGUCAAGUGCGCAAAGGGUUUGGUAAAGGCACCAAUGUGGUAG
Dipodomys spectabilis (banner-tailed kangaroo rat) is the source of this 579-nucleotide messenger RNA. Its product is annotated as four and a half LIM domains protein 1-like. Gene Ontology annotation, molecular function: transmembrane transporter binding. The record is from RefSeq and is a predicted model, not a curated record. Gene Ontology annotation, biological process: muscle organ development. The transcript has 3 exons. Lineage: Eukaryota; Metazoa; Chordata; Mammalia; Rodentia; Heteromyidae. The coding region runs from base 1 to 579 and encodes 192 amino acids.